This is a messenger RNA of Pelagomonas calceolata, 938 nucleotides long. The record is from the annotation of a GenBank genome assembly. Lineage: Eukaryota; Pelagophyceae; Pelagomonadales; Pelagomonadaceae.
CCACAACGCCAUCGACGCGACGCGCGAGAGCCAUCCGAGCGGGGCGCAUCCGUAAGGACAGGCAACGUGCGCAUAGCGGCAGCAGCCAGCAGCAGCACGCGGACACGAGAGGCAGCCCGCGCGGACUGGAGGGAGCAACAGCCGGGCAGCUCCACACCCUAGCAAGCAACCACUCACGGGCCGCAAGCGCCACCGCGAUAGACAAUGUACCACCCGGAGUGGGGCCAGAGCAAGUGGAGCGGGCAGCUUAGGAAGACGCACUGGCAGGGCCACCCCGACGAGUUCUGGACGAGCGGGCCGAGUGCGCAUGCCGCGACAUUUCGUCCUGGUAGUAGACAAUGUACGCCGCGCGAGGCCAUGUCUGCGUCGGAGCGAUUAUACAGAAACGAGAAACGCUACAGUCGUCGAUCCGGGAGGUACCGCUCCGCCACACCUGCGGGAUGCGAUCCGUACGCGAGACGAGCCGCCCAGAACGAUGGAAGAAGGAGAGGCGCCCAGUCAUCGACCGGUUUCAAAGCGCCGGAGUUCCGCAAUAGACCCAAAUCCGCCUCGGCGAUGCGGCGGACGAAGCGGGACCAGAUGAAGGAGGCCGUGAAUAUUACGAGACGGCCGGCGUCGGCUGGUUCGUCGCGACCCGUGACACCCGUCAUCGGCAAGCCUUUAUUAAAUGCGCAGAAGAUGCGGGAUUAUGGCUACGGCAUCCCGCGCUGGUCGCCGUACGCCCCUACUGGCUACAGGGUGUCGAAGGGGACCGGCAACCAGGACUACGGCGAGUACACGAAGCACGACUACCUCAAGCGUCUGAGUGACCUCCUGGCGGAGCACGGGCGCAAGUCCGGGGCGGACCUCAAAAUGUUGCCGACCCAAGCAUGAAAUCACUCAUGGAGCGCCGGAACAAGGAGGGCGUGUAGGGGGGGCGCGUAAGGAGUGCGUAUACA